GGGGCGGAGGCCACCAAGGAAAGAACUUGAUUGGGAGACAGGGGGGUGAAAGAGGAAAGAGAAGGUGAUGAAGAUGAAGAUGAUGGAAGUGUAGUUAUAGAGGGAAGAUUAGAAAAUGAGGAGCGUAUGUCAUCUCUCUUUUGUAACUACAGCGACUUCUUAAUUUAAUCGUUGUGUAUGUGACAAUUAACUCUUGAAACUUGAAACCUGAGUGUGCGUGUGCGCGGCCGGGCACGGCCUCCGGGCUGAUGAUGUCAGGAAAGUGAAACUCAAGGACUCAUGAGCAAGUACUUCAUCAAUCUCACUCGGAUCAUCACUCUCUCACCCGGGUCAUCACUCUCUCACCCGGGUCAUCACUCUCUCACCCUGAUCAUCACUCUCUCACCCUGAUCAUCACUCUCUCACCGGGAUCAUCACUCUCUCACCGGGAUCAUCACUCUCUCACCCGGAUCAUCACUCUCUCACCGGGAUCAUCACUCUCUCACCCGGGAUCAUCACUCUCUCACCGGGAUCAUCACUCUCUCACCCGGAUCAUUACUCUCUCAUCCGGAUCAUCCCUCUCUCACCCGGAUCAUCCCUCUCUCACCCGGAUCAUCCCUCUCUCACCCGGAUGGGGGUGCAGGGCCUGACCUCGCUGCUGGACAGUGACCGGAGGAUCUACCGGGAGCUGGAGCUCCGGGGGAAGCGGCUGGUGGUGGACGGCUGUAACCUGCUGUUCCAGCUCUACCUGACAGGUCUGGACCAGAACCACGGUGGGGAUUAUGUGGUCUUUGAGGAGGAGAUUGAGAAGUUUGUCAGAGCCCUCAGACUCUGUGAGAUCGAGCCGUACGUGGUGAUGGACGGAGGCGCAGACGACACCAACAACAAGCUUGAAACCUUGAAGCAAAGAGCUGAGAACAACAUCAGGAAGUGCCACCAGGCGGCAGUGGAGGGCACGGAGCAGGGAGUCCUGCCGCUGUGCAGCAAGAUGGUGUUCGUGCAGACGCUGGACCGGCUCCAGGUCCCGCUGGCCCAGUGCUACGGAGAAGCCGACCAGCAGAUCGCCGCGCUGGCCAGCGAGUGGCAGUGCCCGGUGCUUUCCAAUGACACCGACUUCUUCAUUUUCAAUCUCCCAGCAGGACUGCUGCCCAUCCGGCAUUUCCAGUGGAAGUCACUGGAGCGGAGCGGCUCGCGCUGGUACGUCCCCUGUAGGAGCUACCACACUACCCACAUCUGCACCGCCUUCCACAUCGGGUCACAGCUCCUACCCACCUUCGCCGUCUUGGCCGGGAACGACUACGUGAAGUUGUCCAUCAGAUGGGAUCAGUUUGAUCGAACAGGGGGGAGGAAACCACAUCGCCUCAUAGGUCUGCUCUCCUGGUUGAGCGGCUUCCUGACGCCUGAGGAGGCGCUGGAGGCAGCGCUGGGGCUGAUGGGAAACCUGAGCAGCCAGAGGAAGGAGGAGGUGCUGCAGAACCUGACUCUGGAGAUGGAGGCCUACCAGCUGCCUCCCACCUCCCUGGAGAGUUUCUUCAUCCAUGGGAUCACACCACUGACUCCAGCAGUGGGAGAAGAAGUGGGGGUUCGUGUCCCGGACUGGAUGCGGCGUCCUCUGAUGCAGGCCCAUCUGUCUGGAGACAUCUUGAAUGUCCUGCAGCUGCACAGAAAGGGCCUCAGCAUGCCUGUUGACCACGGAGACAUGCCCAGCGCUGCCCUGACCUCCAGGCCGCUCCGCCAGCUGCUGUACGGGCUGCUGCUGGGCAGAGACACUGGUCUCCUGGUGGAGGAGUGGGACAGAGACGGCCUCAAGCUGGAUCCCAUCCUGGUUCAACCGGACGUCAGAUCAGUCACUCCAGGGCUCGAACUCCGCUCGCUGAACAAGGUGGAGCUAUCCCUGCGCCUGCAGGUGAUUCUUCAGGCCUUGAAGGUGAAGGAGUCGUCUCUGAGCGGCCUGCCGCCUCAGCUGCGCCUCCCGGUGGCCGUCACCUGCUUCUGGCUGCAGAACGCUGAGCCGGCUCCAGACGAGACGCUGCUGAAGUCACUGCUGCUGUGGCUGAGUGACGGAGACGCCCUGAGACACGCAGCAGUGCUGCAGCCUGAAAAUCCACAUCAGGAACCGAAGCUGGACCUGGACGUGGCUCACGCCCUCAACCAGUGGCAGAUGUGCCUGAAGGACAGCGUCCAGCUGAACCACCUGCUGAGCUGCCCCCUCCCCGACCCACACAUCGCACGGUUGUAUGAGGGGACGCUGGUCCACCGGCUGGUCCACAGGAUGAGGACGAUUGGAGGCCUGAGGGACUUUCGGAAGAAGGAUCUGUACCAAUCUAUGCUGUCUGUCGUCCAGCGCUUCAUCAGAGCUGUUGUGCAAUACUGGCCCAACAGAGCACAGGACGAUCCGUCUCUGGACUAUGUGGUGAUGGUGAAAACUCGAUUCAAAACCAAAGAGAGAAACAACCGGUGCAAAAACCCAGAAUUGAACCGUAAAGAGGAGUCG
Pleuronectes platessa (European plaice) is the source of this 2473-nucleotide messenger RNA. Its product is annotated as protein asteroid homolog 1. Gene Ontology annotation, molecular function: nuclease activity. The annotation marks the transcript as partial. The record is from RefSeq and is a predicted model, not a curated record. The transcript has 7 exons. NCBI's taxonomy places the organism in Eukaryota, Metazoa, Chordata, Actinopteri, Pleuronectiformes, Pleuronectidae.